Molecule: messenger RNA, 1767 nt
Organism: Metarhizium brunneum ARSEF 3297
Lineage: Eukaryota; Fungi; Ascomycota; Sordariomycetes; Hypocreales; Clavicipitaceae
Gene: sfh1
Product: Chromatin structure-remodeling complex subunit sfh1
Biological process (GO): positive regulation of pseudohyphal growth by positive regulation of transcription from RNA polymerase II promoter; chromatin remodeling
Cellular component (GO): nucleus; nuclear chromosome; RSC-type complex
Molecular function (GO): transcription coregulator activity
Source: RefSeq, a predicted model, not a curated record
AUGGAACGAUCAAGGCCUCAGGCUUUUCAAUCAUCUUAUGCGCCUCGCCUGCGCGCUUACAACAACUCUCUCCUGACGCCAGUGCUGCCCAGUGCGCCCUCGGGACCCCUCUCGAGAACGACGAAGCGAGGCACCACCAUCAUAAACUACGCCGAGGAUGGUUACGAUGACUUGGAAGAAGAUAGUGACGACACCCGCCGUCGACCGACUGGCCUAAGGAGUCUGCGCAAGGAAGAUUCUGCAUCCAGACAAGAUUUGGCUGAGAAGGCUGGCAAAGACACCAAGGAGCCCGUGGAAGUUCAAGGCAUCUGGCGCGACUGGAUGGGCAAGAACCGAGCACUAAAGAGCGACCAACAGAAUGCUGCGCAAGCAAGCCUUCCCCUCACCCUGAUUCCUAUACGAAUCGAUCUCGAUAUACCGGCGUUUGUCCCUGCUGCGGCCUUUCCUAUCCCAAAUACCGUUGCAGUCGAUAGCUCUCUUCCUCAAUAUCGACCCGGUGAGAUGACAGUGCCGUACAAGCUUAGAGACAUAUUUUGCUGGAAUCUGCACGAAACACUCAUUACUACUGACCAGUUUGCGCAGACUCUCGCCCAGGACCUGGACCUGCCUAACCGCGGCGUGGUGGUUGCGGAGAUUAGCAAACAAAUUAGAACUCAGCUUGAGGAAUAUGCAGGCGUUGCGCUUCAUCCAUUGUUCCACACGGAACAAAAUACACCGGCAGCGGUGCCGGCGCCGGCGGCCACAGGUGGUGCCAAUGGGACGGCUGUUGGAACACCGAGGCCGAGCCUGAUGAUGAAGUCGAGAGAAGACUCGCCGGCUUCGAUUGCCAGAGCACUUUCACGGCCAGAUACUCCUGCUCGAGGUGGCGCCGGCGUAGCAACCCCGUCGCAGACUGCAGCACCAAAUGUCACGGCGGAAGCUACACCGAUCCUGCCGGACUCUGACGACUAUAACCCCGAUGAUACCUACCGUUGCAUCAUCAAUUUAAGCCUCAACCUGUCAUCUAUGUUGUAUACAGACAAGUUCGAGUGGUCACUACUUCAUCCUCCUGGCACAGCCGAGGCGUUUGCAAAGAUGACUUGUGCAGAUCUGGGAUUAACAGGCGAAUGGAUACCGGCAAUGACCCACGCAAUCUAUGAAGCCGUUCUACGGCUGAAGAAGGAGGCUUGCGAAGCCGGUGGCUUGGUUGCUGGCUGGGGUGGACUACAACAAGACUUGCCCAACGAUGCGGCUUUGGGGACGGAAGCAGGGUGGAGGUAUGAUCCGGACCAUUUGGCGGAUGAUUGGGAGCCCAAGGUUGAAUUCCUGAGCAAGGAGGAAAUAGAAAAACGAGAAGGCGAACGGGAACGAGAAGCCCGGCGAUUGCGUCGUGAGACGGCGCGAUUUAGCUCGACAGCCGGCAUGCUGGGAGGCACGCCUUUCGGCGCCCCUGCGGAAGUGGAGGAGGAGAGGAUGGGCAGAGGCGAACGAUCGAAGAAGAAGCGACGGUUUAGAAGUCUCAGCCCGCUGAACCGCAGCGGAACGCCUGGAGGUCGUGGAACCCCAGAUGUCGGUGGCUACGGCGGUGGAGGCGCAUUGACAGACGUCGAGAGACACACAUGGAGGUGCACACACUGUCGAGUAUGGGGAACCAGUGUAUGGGCAGUUCGCGAUGGUCCUGCCGGCCCCAAGUCUCUAUGUGCAAACUGUGGGUAUUCAUAUGAGCGUGAUCGCAAGCUCCCUCGCCAAACCAAAAACCUGCACAUGCAAGAUCCUCGAGCGGCCUAG